AUGCCUCCCUCUGUUACUGAAGAAAUGUAUAAAUAUCAGGAUGUACUUGAAGGAAUAUUUCGAGCUAUGGAUAAAGAUAAUUCAGGUCGUAUAUCGUUGAAUGAAUUCAAGCAUGCAUGUUUACGCCUACCCAAUUGGACAAAGAUUGAUGAACAAAUUGUUAUGGAUAUGGCACGUUCAAUCGACAUAAACAAGGAUGGUUUAAUUGAUUUUAAUGAAUUUCUUGAAACAUUUCGACUAGUCGAAUCGGAUCAUAAUCGUAAUGAAUCAUUAACGGAUCAACAAAUAGAGGAAUGA
Messenger RNA from Trichobilharzia regenti, 297 nucleotides. The record is from the annotation of a GenBank genome assembly. NCBI's taxonomy places the organism in Eukaryota, Metazoa, Platyhelminthes, Trematoda, Strigeidida, Schistosomatidae.